Messenger RNA from Penaeus indicus, 723 nucleotides. RefSeq lists its product as uncharacterized. The transcript is spliced from 2 exons. The coding region runs from base 1 to 723 and encodes 240 amino acids. The record is from RefSeq and is a predicted model, not a curated record. Lineage: Eukaryota; Metazoa; Arthropoda; Malacostraca; Decapoda; Penaeidae.
AUGGUUGUGAGCAGGCUGGUCAUGUGGGCAAAGUGGAGAAGAGCUGAAAAGCGGGAGCCUCGCACAAAAUGGUGGAAGCUCCGGGACCAAGAGAUGCAAAAUAUUUUCAGAGACAAGCUGGAAAGUAAAGUAAUGGAAGGCGAUGGAGGCUACGAGGAGGUGGCCAACACAAUCAGAGAUGUCGCAAGAGAAACAUUCGGUACUGGUUCGGGGAAGAGCAGAAGAGAAGAUCAAGAAACGUGGUGGUGGAAUGAAGAGGUAAAAGUGGCGGUUGAAAACAAAAAGGAAGCGAAGAAGCAGUGGGAGGUUAACAGGGAUGAAGGGAGCAAGGAGAAUUACAAGAUAACAAAGAGGGAAGCGAAGAGAGCUGUUGCCAUAGCAAAGAGUGGAGCAUUCCAGGAUCUGUACGAGCGUCUGGAGACGAAAGAGGGCGUGAAUGAAGCGUACCGAAUAGCCAAGCAGAGAAACAGACAAAGCCAGGACGUGCAGCAAGUGAAGGUGGUUAAGAGCGAAAAUGGAGAAGUCUUGGUGGAGGGACAAGCUGUGCAGCAAAGAUGGAAGGAGUACUUUGAAGACCUGCUUAACCAAGAAAAUCCGAGAAAGAUGAAGAAAGGGAAAGCCAGAGGCCCCGAUGACAUACCAGUGGAGGCUUGGCUGUCGAUGGGAGAUGUUGGUAGUGGGUGGCUAACGAAGCUGUUGAACAACUUGCUGAAAGGAGAGUAG